UUGUUCCCUUCCUAUUCUCCCCCCAUCUUCUCCUCACUCUCGCCGGAUCACCCCCACCCUCCUCCUCCUCUCUCUCUCUUUCUCACGCACACCUCGCCUCACCUACGAGUGUGAUAGCCCACAACUCUGUCGCGCGGGCUCUUUCUCUCUGUGUGUAGCCCCUCCUCCGUCCCCCAUUAACUCCUUCAUAAAGGGAGAAACAGAACAGAGGAAGAAGCAGAGAGAGAGCUGGGAAAGAAAGAACACGGCGGCAGGGGGAGGCCCUGUAAUCUCGGCUAGCUCUUGCGACUGUGCCAACACCCGGGCGGCGCGGCCACCACCACGCUCCUAGCAGCAGCAGCCAACAGAGCUAUCUAUUCUAGCCCGGCCUGCAGCUUCGAUAGCACAGUAAAUUCCGCUCCCAUUCCUUUGUUACUACAGCACACCCUGCAUUUACUGCCCAUCACUCCGCCCGCGAUCUCCAAAUCUUUUCCUCGCAGAAAGGACAGGAGACAGAGGACAGCGCGUUGAAGAGAUGGUGCCGCGCGAGCAUGGGGACGAGGCCAUCGUGGCCGACGGCAACGGCAAGGAGGAGGAGGUCGGGGUCAUGGGCGUCGGCGCCGCGGACGGCGACGAGGAGCAGCACGGCGCGGGCGGCAAGUUCAGCGUCACCAGCUUCCUCUGGCACGGCGGCUCCGUCUGGGACGCCUGGUUCAGCUGCGCCUCCAACCAGGUCGCGCAGGUGCUCCUGACGCUGCCGUACUCCUUCUCGCAGCUGGGGAUGCUCUCCGGCGUGCUGCUGCAGCUCUUCUACGGCUUCCUGGGCAGCUGGACCGCCUACCUCAUCAGCGUCCUCUACGUCGAGUACCGCUCCCGCAAGGAGAAGGAGGGCGUCAGCUUCAAGAACCACGUCAUCCAGUGGUUCGAAGUGCUGGAUGGGCUCCUGGGCCCGUACUGGAAGGCGGCCGGUCUGGCCUUCAACUGCACGUUCCUGCUGUUCGGCACCGUCAUCCAGCUGAUCGCCUGCGCGAGUAACAUCUACUACAUCAACGACCGGCUGGACAAGCGGACAUGGACGUACAUCUUCGGGGCUUGCUGCGCCACCACGGUGUUCAUCCCCUCCUUCCACAACUACCGGAUCUGGUCCUUCCUCGGCCUCGGCAUGACCACCUACACCGCCUGGUACCUCGCCAUCGCCGCCCUCAUCAACGGGCAGGUCGAAGGCGUGACGCACACCGGGCCCAACAAGCUGGUGCUCUACUUCACCGGCGCCACCAACAUCCUCUACACCUUCGGCGGACACGCCGUCACAGUGGAGAUCAUGCACGCGAUGUGGAAGCCGGCAAAGUUCAAGUACAUCUACCUGCUGGCGACGCUGUACGUGUUCACGCUGACGCUGCCGUCGGCGUCGGCCAUGUACUGGGCGUACGGCGACGAGCUGCUGUCGCACGCCAACGCCUUCUCGCUGCUGCCCAAGACGGCGUGGCGGGACGCCGCCGUGGUGCUCAUGCUCAUCCACCAGUUCAUCACCUUCGGCUUCGCCUGCACGCCGCUCUACUUCGUCUGGGAGAAGGUGAUCGGGAUGCACGACUGCAAGAGCAUCUGCCUCAGGGCGCUCGCAAGGCUCCCCAUCGUCGUCCCCAUCUGGUUCCUCGCCAUCAUCUUCCCCUUCUUCGGCCCCAUCAACUCCGCCGUCGGCGCGCUACUCGUCAGCUUCACCGUCUACAUCAUCCCCGCCCUCGCCCACAUCCUCACCUACCGCACCGCCUCCGCCCGCGCCAACGCGGCGGAGAAGCCGCCCUUCUUCCUGCCGAGCUGGACCGGCAUGUUCGUGCUCAACGCGUUCAUCGUGGUGUGGGUGUUCGUGGUCGGGUUCGGGCUCGGCGGAUGGGCCAGCAUGGUCAACUUCAUCCGGCAGAUCGACACCUUCGGCCUCUUCGCCAAGUGCUACCAGUGCCCCAAGCCGCCCGUCAUGGCCGCCGCGCCGUCGUCGUCGCAUCACUAGCGCCUCCGACAAAGUCCUGUGCCACCGCCACCGCCACCGGAAGGAGGAACCAAGGAGCCAGCCCCCCCCCCCCCCCCCUCCCGGCCCGGCCCGGCCCGGCACAAACCCAGUAAUGCUUGCUAGGUUUUGGUCGCCUUGUAAUAUACAAAGCCUCUCCUCUCCUAGAGUGUCAGUGUCACACCAUAGUAGAACAGGGUAUUGGUAGGGGGAGUACGUCCACCCAGAGGCCUUCCUCCCCGAUCCAUCCAUCAUCGGUGUCCUUGUGUUCGUGUUUGGCUUGUCCCCACCCACAACCCACAUAUAUAUGUGAUGCUCGUCAUGGCUUUAUAAGAUUUGCAGCACAUGCCACACAUUUCAUAUGAUAUGAUGAUAUAACAUAGUAUCCGAUAGGUUUUUUUUUCCCUUUGUUUCUCGUUCUCCGCUGGAGCUAGCUUCGGUUGCUCCAUGCAUGUGUGUUGUUGUUUAGCGCGAGUACUUGCUGCUUGUAAUGAACGAUCGAUUAUUCCUCUUGCUAGCUAAAGGCGAAACAAGGAGGCCUUUGUUUA
This is a messenger RNA of Brachypodium distachyon (stiff brome), 2529 nucleotides long. Its product is annotated as auxin transporter-like protein 1. Gene Ontology annotation, cellular component: plasma membrane. The transcript has 8 exons. Bases 515 to 1984 code for a protein of 489 amino acids. Lineage: Eukaryota; Viridiplantae; Streptophyta; Magnoliopsida; Poales; Poaceae. The record is from RefSeq and is a predicted model, not a curated record.